AUUGUGGGAUGUGUUGCAAGAAGGGCCACCUUCCUGUUCUCCGCCCUGCCUCCCUUUGCAGGGAAACGGGAGGUCUGGGCAGAAGGUGCAGCAAAGAGACUCAUCUUUCCCAAGCCCUGGAGGCACAGCUAGGAAGGAAAAUGGAGCAACAGGAGACUUCGGCACCUGUAAUGACGGUGAAGGCAGCAGAGGAAGGAAAAGGCCCUCACCUUGUCCAUGCCACCACCACUGGGGAGUUUCCGGUUGAGGGAGUUCUGGACCAAAUUAAAGAAGAACCGGAGGAAGGAGCUGAAGAGUGCUGGGAAUCACAGUGGCAGGAAUUCCUGAAGACAGUGGAGUCUCCUCACCAUGGAACAAAUGACUCAGAGCCACUUCAGUCUUGGCUGGAGGAGGAGACCAAGGCAUUUCAGACCUCCUUGAAGAGAACGGCUGAUGCCACCCCAUGCCCAGGAGGAGAAGAUGUGGCCUACACACAUCCCCAGGUAGGCCAGGAAACCUACAAAAACCAGGUCUCUUGCCCAGUGAAGGAGGAAGAGGAGGACACAGACCUGGAGAGGCAGCAUGACCAGCAGCCAUUCAGUCCACAGUGCCACCAAGGUUCCGACAGGCCACAAGAGACUUCUGGGCCUCCAGGUGAUGUGAAUUUAAAGUCCCCCAAGUUGGAGGAGGAAGAUCCAAGAGACAUUGUGAAGAUUCAGCUCCCUCUAGAAGUCAAGAAGGAGAGCGACUGGGAGGCCAGCUCACUGGAUGGUGAUGGACAAGUGCUGAAGGAUGAAGAGGAAGAAGAGACCUUUCAGGUUGAAAAACCUAGAGGAAUAGGCAUCUGUGAGAUACCACCGGAAGACACCAAAGAGACAUUUUUCUGGAGACCCAGAAUGGAAACAAAGCCAGGAAGUCCACAGGGACCAGAAUGGCAUCCAAGGAAAACUUUCAUAUAUGAGAAAGUUGACCCAAGCUUAUAUGAAACCACUUUCCAGUGUAGGAAAAAAGAAGGCACUAAGAAUGGGCAGCAAUGGCAUCAGACCAUAGAUCUCCCUGAGGGCCAUCAAAAGCAAGUGAAGGAUAAAUUAAAUAAAUACUCACACUGUGGGAAAAUCUCAAGCAGCAACGCAUCCCUUAUUCCACACAAGAGGACCCCUGCAGGAGGGAAAAUGUACAUCUGCUCUGAAUGUGGGAAAAGUUUUGGCUGGAGCACAAAUCUCAUUAAGCAUAAGAGAAUCCACACUGGGGAGAAGCCAUAUGAAUGUUCAAACUGCGGAAAAAGCUUCAAUGCCAAGUCCACCCUAAUUAAACACGAGAGGUCCCACACGGGAGAGAAACCGUACGAGUGCACAGAGUGUGGGAAAGCCUUUGGAGAAAGGGGGAUCCUGGUUAAGCACAUGAGGAUCCAUACGGGUGAAAAGCCACAUAAAUGCUCAGAGUGUGGCAAGAGGUUCAUUGAAAGAGGUGCCCUUAUUAAACACGAGAGAACCCACACGGGAGAGAAGCCGUACACAUGUUCCGACUGUGGGAAAACAUUCAGGAUUAGUUGUCACCUGAAGCUCCAUAAAAGGACUCACACUGGUGAGAAGCCCCACCAAUGUUUAGAUUGUGGGAAAAGCUUCAGUGAGAAAGCCUCUCUUGUUAAACACGAGAGAACCCACACAGGCGAGAAGCCUUAUGAAUGUUCCGAGUGUGGGAAAAGCUUCCGGAUCAGUUUUCAGCUGGUGAUUCACAAAAGGACGCACACGGGAGAAAAACCGCACGAGUGCUCUGAAUGUGGCAGCAGCUUCAGAGAGACUGCCUCUCUUAUUAAACACAAGAGAACACACACGGGAGAGAAACCCUAUGAAUGCACUGAAUGUGGGAAGAGCUUCCGGACUAGCUUUCAGCUGAAGACACAUAGGCGGACUCAUACGGGAGAGAAACCGUAUCAAUGCUUGGACUGCGGGCAGAACUUUAGCCAGAGAUCCCGCCUCGUGAUACACGAGAGGACCCACACCGGAGAGAGACCAUACGGCUGCUCCGAGUGUGGGAAGACCUUUGUCUCUAGCUCUCAUUUAAGGAAACACAGUGUUGUGCACACGGGGGAGAAGCCACAUAAAUGCUCCUACUGUGAGAAAUGCUUUAGUAAGAAAUCUAACUGUGUUGUUCAUGAGAGGAUCCACACUGGAGAGAAACCAUAUGAAUGCUUGGUAUGUGAGAAAAGAUUUUGUAAUUCCUCUGUUUUUUAUAGACACAUGAAAAUUCAUCCAGGAGAGAGGUCCUAAUAGUAUCUACUAUUGCUUCUGUUUCCUAAGCGUGGUAACCUAAAACAGUGGUUCCCAACCUUUGGUCCUCCAUUUGUUCUGGACUUCAGCUGCCAGAACCCCCAGCCAACAUGGCCAACAGUCAAGAAUUAUGGGAGCUGAAGUCCAAAUCCUCUGGAAGACCAAAAAUUGGGAACCAAUGACCUACAUGAUAGUUAAAAGUGUGGGAGUACUGUCCCUAGAAGGGAGUGUGAAAAAAGAAUGGCAUCAACAAGCUUGCCAGGCUUCCACAAGCAGGGGUUUGCCUUUAACCAUGCUUUCAUGGGAUAAUAGGAGUUGCAGUAUAACACAUUUGAGAAGGAUUGGUAAUAUAUAUGGAUAUUUAUUUAAAAUAUUAUAUAGGGUGUAGCCAUAGGUCCAUGGCAGAACAUCUACUUCUCCUGCCAAAGAUCCCAGGUUGAAUCCUCGGUUUUUAAGGUUGGGAAAGACUGACAUCAAUGACUCUCAGAGCUUAGCAUAGACCAAACUGACCUGGGUUAAUCAGUGGUUUGACUUUAUGAGACAGUAUCCUAUGUACAUGAUACCAUUUUUUCCUUCUAUACAACCAACAGUUUUGAUUUCAAGAACUCUCCUAACCAGCCAAUGACCAUUUUCCCCCCAAGGCUCAGUGAGUGCUGUUGCUCACAGUACAGCACAUUUAGUUUUGGAAUGCCUUUGUCUCCUUUAUAAAUGCUUUAAAUAAAUAAAGCAAGCAAGCUGAAAAUGGAAGAGGACAACAUUUGGGAGUUCCAUAGCAGUGGUCUCCAAAUUUUACUCAUUACAGUUUUUGUUUUUUAAAAAAACCUCUUUUGCAGAGGUCCAUCUAAGGCAGGGGUAAGAAUCAUAUAGCCCUCCAGAUGCUGAACCCAGAAAUCCUACUAACAUUAGUUAAUGGAUCUUAAUAAAAAUCAUAUUUCAAAAACAACAUUAUUUAAUGUUGCAGAUUGCUGGGAGUUGCAGUUGAACAAUGUCAGGUGGGUGUUGUAAUUUACCAUCAAGUCAUCUUCAGCUUCAGCCCUACAAAGGAGAGACCUUCAUGUGUCCUGGUCACCAGUGGGCCCACUCAGGUCUUGCAAACUCAGGACCAUGUAUGCCCCUCCCAUAAUCUUGGGGACAGCCUAUUUUAUAUUUUUAACAUCUGAAUCUAUUACUUGUAAUCUCCUAGAUCAGUGAUUCUUAAUCUGUGGUCUGUGGACCCCAAGGGGGCUAUGAUGAUCACAUAGGGAGUCUACAAAGGUUUGAAGGCUGCUGAGUCCUACUUCUCCCCACAGCAGAGUGGCCACGACAGGAGCCAAGGAAAUGGCUGGCUGGCUGGCUCUGCGCAUUGUCGUUCAAUCCGCUCCAGCUGCAAACUAGUGGAAAGAAGUGGAAGAAAAAUCCUCUCUCCUCCUCCAGCACCUCUGUUUAAUGGACGAUGUAAUUGUUAGUGGUUCAGUGUACAGGUAUUAUUGUUGUUGUUAUUUGGUUUUUAAAUCUCGAGUUAAAUCUUGGGGAACCGCAGCAACUAAAGUUAUUUAAAGGGGGGGUCCCUGGUAAAGAAAGGGUUAAGAACCACUGUCCUAGAUUUUUUUUCCUGUUCUGAUUUUUGUAAGGAGUGUGUGUGCUGGUGGCACAGUGUAGAAUUGGGAACAUAUUCAGAAAUUGUUACAGCAUGGAAAAGUUCAGUGGAAACUCAAAAAUGGUAUCGCGUACAGACACACCUCCGUUAAUAAAGGCACUGGUGCCAAAGCUUCUUUUUACAAGGUUUUUUUUAAUGCCCACCCAGACUCCUUUUCCUCCUUGUCCUCUGUCUAAGUGGACCUUUUAAAGCAUCAUCCGCACUGGAUGGUGGUGAAGGAGCUCUGAAGAAAUACAGACUUUCCCUUUGAGGUUACAAUAGCAAUUAUUAAAUACAGUUUGAGCUGUGACAAAAUGGGAUUCUACUGUAGCUGAUCCGAUUGUAAUUUUCUGUGCCUGCUGCAGUGGGCAAGUUAAAAACCAGCUGCCUCCAGAAUCCCUUAUAGCGCAUACAUGGACAGCAAAAUCAGAGAGAAGAGGGGAAAGCUACAUCCAACAUGUUUUUUUAAAAAAAACAUACAAUAGCUCUAUAGGUUUGGUCACUAAAAUGGAAAUCCAAAGAAAAGUCGUGGGUGGUGGUGGAGAAAAUUCAUUUCCAAAUGCAUUCUGUAAGAAGCCUUCAAGUGGUCUCUAGAAGGCUCUAAAAUGUUUUUGCUUACUUACGGAAGACUUACCUGACUUGGUGGUUUCAUUUAACACAUGGAUAUUUGCUGUUAAAGAAGUAAUGUCCAUGAACACAUUUAUAUUAUUUGCGGUUUACCUUUAUCUGGAAAAAGUAUACCAUAGUCUGAAAUUGUGCCAUUUAUUUUGCCAUCUCUUGCAAUACAAUGUAGAUCCAACUCCUCCAACACUACUGCAUGUUUCCCCAGCUAUGAGUCCCUGUGAUUUUACCCCAACGUUUCUGCAGAUGCUGUACAAAGGAUUAACUCCUGUAUACUUCUUGCAAAUAAAGGUUAGAACUUCUUAUGGUGACGUGCUACUUUUUUACUUGCAAGGUUUUUGACAGAAGCAAAGCCAGCAAUGGAAUUCAAUUCAUUUAAAAAUAUUAACAUGAAAAAGGUCGAACACAGAUUAUAUUAUCAUGAUCUCAAAAUGUAAAGUGAAACCAUCUGCAAUUGUUUGUUCUAUUGGAUUAAUCUUUCCCAAUCAUAACCAUAGGUCGAUGGAAUAUUAUUUCUUUCCUCAUUAAUUUGAUUCACAUAAGAAAUAAAUGGGAACCAUGUUACCUCAAAGGUAUUACUGUCGUCCUGUUCUUUUGCUCGUCUAAUUUGCCAGAUUU
This is a messenger RNA of Sceloporus undulatus (fence lizard), 5103 nucleotides long. RefSeq names its product zinc finger protein 2 homolog. Bases 9 to 2249 code for a protein of 746 amino acids. The transcript is spliced from 4 exons. Lineage: Eukaryota; Metazoa; Chordata; Lepidosauria; Squamata; Phrynosomatidae. Gene Ontology annotation, biological process: regulation of transcription by RNA polymerase II. Gene Ontology annotation, cellular component: nucleus. Gene Ontology annotation, molecular function: RNA polymerase II cis-regulatory region sequence-specific DNA binding; DNA-binding transcription factor activity, RNA polymerase II-specific. The record is from RefSeq and is a predicted model, not a curated record.